Penicillium antarcticum is the source of this 744-nucleotide messenger RNA. Its product is annotated as demethoxyubiquinone hydroxylase family protein. The record is from RefSeq and is a predicted model, not a curated record. Gene Ontology annotation, biological process: ubiquinone biosynthetic process. Bases 1 to 744 code for a protein of 247 amino acids. Gene Ontology annotation, cellular component: mitochondrial inner membrane. Lineage: Eukaryota; Fungi; Ascomycota; Eurotiomycetes; Eurotiales; Aspergillaceae. Gene Ontology annotation, molecular function: 3-demethoxyubiquinol 3-hydroxylase activity. The transcript has a single exon.
AUGGCGUCCUUACCAAUGCUGCGCAAGUGCACCCUGAGACGGUGCUAUCGGCCCAUCCGUACAACGUCACCAGUUUUUCUCGACUUCCUCGCCCCGUCAGCGGUCAAAUACAGCCAAUGUCGGCACGCCUCAAUGACCGCCGGCACCACCGGUGAGCCAAAGCCUCGCUAUGUCCUCAGCAAAGAGCAACGCGAAUUCAUGGACAGUGCGCUCCGAGUCAACCAAGCCGGCGAGCUUGCCGCGACCCUGAUCUACACAGCUCAGACGCCCCAGAUCGUCCGUUCAUACCCGCACCUCCGGCCUUUGAUGAAACACAUGUACGAUCAAGAAGCCGGGCACCUCAAAACGUUCAAUGGGCUCGUGGCAAAGCACCAAGUCCGACCAACCGCCAUGUAUCCCGCGUGGGAGGUAGCAGCCACAUUCCUAGGGUGGUCCACUGCGGCGCUAGGUCGCGAAGCUGCGAUGGCAUGCACCGAGGCCGUUGAGACUGAGAUUGGAUCGCACUACAAUGACCAAGUGAGGGAGAUUCUAUCUUGGGAGGCGGAUGCUGAAAGACGGGGUGAGGAGCUUGAUGAGGAGCUGAAGGCUAUGCUGACCACAUUCCGGAGGAUUCGCGACGAGGAGCUGGAACAUCUUGACCAUGCUGUUGCGAAUGACUCCAAGGAAGCCAAGCCUUAUGAUCCUCUUGUGGAUGUUAUUCGCUUUGGCUGCAGGGCUGCUAUCAAGAUCAGCGAGAAGAUUUGA